This is a messenger RNA of Micromonas commoda, 665 nucleotides long. RefSeq lists its product with no specific name. Gene Ontology annotation, cellular component: SAGA complex. Lineage: Eukaryota; Viridiplantae; Chlorophyta; Mamiellophyceae; Mamiellales; Mamiellaceae. The transcript has a single exon. Bases 76 to 621 code for a protein of 181 amino acids. The record is from RefSeq and is a predicted model, not a curated record.
CGGAACGAGGCGGGCUUCGAGGAUGACUUUGCGGUGGAUGCGGACACCCCCGCGGCGGGGGGCGCGCUGGACCCCAUGACCAUGGCGUUCAUGUCCGGGCACGACUUCGACCUCGGCGGGGGUAACGCACCGUCCAUGCAGCAUUCGCACCACCAGCAGAAGAAGUCGCACAAGAAGAAGGCGCCGGUGCCGCCCCAGCCGGGCGAGAGGGUGGCGGCGAACAUCGGCGAGGUGUCUGGCGAUCCCGGGGCUCAGGAGUGGAUCGUCGCGGUGGUGGUGGCGCACAAGCCGGAGGAGGGCGCCUACGAGGUGAUGGACGCGGACGAGGAGAGCGACGACGGCAGCGGGCAGGUGUACCACAUACCGGAGGACCUGGUCAUCGCCAUGCCCCGGUCGGCGCUGUGUCGCGAGGGCCAAAACUUCCACCCGGGCACCGUCGUGCUCGCGGUGUAUCCCAUGACGACCACGUUCUACCGCGCGGUCGUGGUGCAGAGCGCGAGGAAGCUGGGCAGCGAGUACGGGGACUUUCUCCUGGAGUUUGAGGACGACGGGGACGCGGACGGGCUGCCGCAGAGGCCGGUGCCGUACAUGCACGUGGUCAAGCACCCGCAGUAUAGGUAGUAACUCUUCGGCGUUUAGUGGCUCUUAUCGUGUAACUCUUAUCG